AUGGAACAGGCGCUCCAAAUAAUGGUUUAUGCUCACGCCAUUGCCGGCUCCUCCAAAGCAGCUCGGUUCCUUUCGCCCGGGAACCCCCAAAAAGCGCCCCAGAUUGCCGUCUCCAUUAUGGAGACGAAACUCGAGACGUACCUGAGAUUCAACGCCACCUAUCCCGGGUUCGGCGGCUUCAUUCCCUGGAUGACUACGAGCUCGCAGAAUAUCGAGCCGACCUGGGACUGGGUCAAUCGAGUCCCAGGACUAGACAACGGCGAAUUACUUUGGGCCGUGUAUGGCUGCAUCAGCGCCCUCGAGAAAAGCUGCAAGGCUUCCCACCGUCGACUUGCCGCUGCAUGGCAAAAGUGGCUCGACUAUGCCAAAACCACGGUCGACAAGGUCUUUUACCAAGGUGACGGCCAUGUUUGUGCUGUGACAAAGAUUGGUGACCAGAAACUGCCAGUCAAUGACCCGAGGCAGUCGUACGCGUGCGAGAGCCCUGCUUACUUGGAUGAUCCGUACGAGGGAGAGCUCUUUACAUAUUUCAUAGAGUUCUUUAGCGGAUUGUCCAAAGACGAGAAAGAAAAGCUAUGGGUGGCCAAACGUGGCAAGUUGGUCAGCGUCGAAUACAACAUGGGCGGUGUUGGCCCAAUCACUGUUGAACAGGGUCAUGAGCCGUGGAAGAUUCUGGAGCUCCCAUAUUUUGACAUUGACAUUAUCCGGCGCUUGCACCAAAACGCCGAGCGAGUGCGAACCUGUAAUUCCGUAGUCACCAAAGUUCCAGGCCUAUUCGCCUCAGUCAACAAUUCGACUGACCCAACUACGGAUGAAAUUACCGGAUACAUUUCCCCAGCCGGCAUUGUUUCCGUCGCCAGCCAAAAAGAGCAGGAGCACGACGUCAUUACACCUUAUGCAGCGUGGCCCACCAUCAUCGUUGACAAGUCGGUUGGCCUUGCUUGGUGGUGGAAUAUGCUCCAGGGCAAAAAGAUGCAGAACCCAUACGGCAGCACCGAGUCAACAAGAGUUGAUGUAAAAUCACCACUGUCGUGA
Beauveria bassiana ARSEF 2860 is the source of this 1035-nucleotide messenger RNA. RefSeq names its product GPI anchored protein, putative. Bases 1 to 1035 code for a protein of 344 amino acids. The record is from RefSeq and is a predicted model, not a curated record. NCBI's taxonomy places the organism in Eukaryota, Fungi, Ascomycota, Sordariomycetes, Hypocreales, Cordycipitaceae. The transcript has 6 exons.